Messenger RNA from Myiozetetes cayanensis, 1092 nucleotides. RefSeq names its product acrosin-like. The transcript is spliced from 4 exons. Gene Ontology annotation, biological process: acrosome reaction; proteolysis. The record is from RefSeq and is a predicted model, not a curated record. NCBI's taxonomy places the organism in Eukaryota, Metazoa, Chordata, Aves, Passeriformes, Tyrannidae. The coding region runs from base 1 to 1092 and encodes 363 amino acids. Gene Ontology annotation, molecular function: serine-type endopeptidase activity.
AUGGCUUCCGACCACAACUCCCUGCUGCCCGACUACGGCCCCGCGGCCUUGGCCGACGGCACCUCCCGCGUCGUGGGGGGCUCCGGGGUCCAGCCGGGGGCCUGGCCCGGCAUCGCCAGCAUCCAGGCCACCUGGCAGAACGGCACGUGGCACAUGUGCUCGGGUGUCCUCCUCAGCUCCCAGUGGGUCCUCACGGUCGCCCACUGCUUCAUCAGGGUCAGCGAUGUCUACCGGUGGGAUGUGGUUAUCGGGGCCACGGAUCUGACUCAGCCGGGCCCUGAGGCCGAGGUGAGGCACAUCCAGAGGCUCCUGGUGCACCAGCACUACGUGGUUGCCACAGCAAGGAAUGACAUUGCCCUGCUGGAGCUGGACCGGCCCGUGGAGUGCAGCGACUCCAUCCAGCUGGGCUGUGUGCCCGACACCUCACUGAGGGUCUCGGAGCUCAAGUUCUGCUACAUCGCUGGAUGGACUGAUGGGGUCUCAUUCCUCUCUGUUUCUACAACUCCUCGACCAGAUGUGGUGCUGCAGGAGGCCAAGGUCCACCUGAUGGACACAGAGCUCUGUAACAGCAGCCGGUGGUACGCGGGGGCCGUGCACCCCGAAAACCUGUGCGCUGGGUACCCGCGGGGCGGCAUCGACACCUGCCAGGGGGACAGUGGGGGUCCCCUCGUCUGCAAGGACAACAGAGCCGACUACUUCUGGGUGGUGGGGCUGAGCAGCUGGGGAAGAGGCUGUGACAAAGCCAGGCACCCCGGGAUCUACACCUCCACUCAGCCCUUCUACAACUGGAUCCUGGUCCAGACGGGCCUGAGCCCGGCACAAAGAGCCGGUCCAGAACAAGAGCCAGCCGUCAGCUCCACCCCUGAGCAGCGUCUGAAGCCAGAGCCAGAGCCACACAUCAGCCUGACCCCUGAGCAGGACCUGAAGCUGGUGCCAGAGCCAGACAUCAGCUUGAUCCCCAAGCACAGCCAGAGACCGGCACCGACCUCCUCGGCCUUGUCAAUGCCCACGGCAUUCCCACUCCUGCUCCUGGUGCCAUUCCUGAACCUGCUGCAGGAGUUCCUGCACUUCCUGAAAGAUAAAAAGGCUUAA